GCCAUAAAAUCCAAAAAAAAAAAAGAAAACUUGAUUUACGAUUGUUGAGUGUUGACAAAAGUUUUCUUACACAAUAUUUACAAAUCCGUACAAUUAUACCUUUCGAUGUAAUUUUUUAAACUCUCUUCAGUCUAUAUAUUGUUUCAUCAUGGUUUACGUCAAUUCAGAUGGAUCAAUUGUGAAAAAACCACCUUUUACUUCAUUCCAAUGGUUCUGGGGGAUAAUUAACUUCAUUUAUUAUUUUUUUCAGUCCCUCAUAAAUCCAAACUUCAAUAAGCAUGGCAACAAGUAUGUGACAGAUUAUCGUCCACCUGGAAGUGGACCACCAAAACCACCUUAUCGGAAAUUAGGUGGAUUUGGACCCUCAUCAUCAGGGCCACCUCCUCCACCAAUGGGAGGCUGUGGAUGUGGUGGGUGAUUCAAGCUAUCAAUAUGUUAAAUGAAAAUAAUAUCUAUUAAAAUAUAUUAAUAAAUUGUUUUAAGGCUUCUAUUAAACACUUAGUUCCAUAUAAACAUCUGUGAUUACAGCAAUAAAUCUUUAAUUUCUAUGAAUUCACCAGUAAGGAAGCUUUAAUAAUUGAAUCUGUUUUACUCAUUAUAUUCAAUAAAUAAAAGAUAUACUUUUUA
Molecule: messenger RNA, 627 nt
Organism: Leptidea sinapis
Lineage: Eukaryota; Metazoa; Arthropoda; Insecta; Lepidoptera; Pieridae
Product: selenoprotein K-like
Exons: 4
Coding region: 149-418 (89 amino acids)
Source: RefSeq, a predicted model, not a curated record